Drosophila navojoa is the source of this 5812-nucleotide messenger RNA. It is a transcript of the gene sol, whose product is annotated as calpain 15 small optic lobes. Gene Ontology annotation, molecular function: calcium-dependent cysteine-type endopeptidase activity. NCBI's taxonomy places the organism in Eukaryota, Metazoa, Arthropoda, Insecta, Diptera, Drosophilidae. Gene Ontology annotation, biological process: proteolysis. The record is from RefSeq and is a predicted model, not a curated record. Gene Ontology annotation, cellular component: cytoplasm.
GUUCAUCAGUAGGUUUGGUGGGCUGGCUGGAUGGAUGGCUGGUGCUACAAGCAAUAUUGUUGCUCAAGGAUCUGUAUCUACAAUAAGGUUGGCCCACAAUAUAUAUACUAAAUAUGUGUUGUGGUGCAACAGUUCAAAAUAUUAAAUCGGGCGCGCGCGGCGUGAGAUGUGUUAAAUGAAAUUAACAACGGCUGGCUGUGAAUUUUUUUAGAACUUCCUUCCACCAAUCAGCAACUGGCCCCGGCCCCCUACUCCCUCUCUCUUUCUUUCUCUCUCCCACUCUCUCUUUCUUUCCUCUCUUGCUCUGUCUAUCUUUAUCUCACUCAUCACAUACAGCAUUGUCGUGAACUGUUGUGCGAAUUUGUCGAAUGUGAAAUUUCAAUUGUUGUAUUAAUACAAGUUGCUACUGCAAUAUGGGCACUAUAUCAUCCGUACUGCAAUGGUCGUGCGCCAAAUGCAAUACCAUAAAUCCGACCGAAUCAUUAAAGUGUUUCAAUUGUGGCACUGUGCGUAAGGUAUUCCCCAGCCCUACCGCAACAAUCUAUCAGCAAACGACACAAUCGCGUUCUCAGCCAUCGCGACACCAAAGCAGUUGGAUACAUCAACAGCAGCAGCAACACCAACAACAACAGCAGCAGCAAUAUCAACAUCGUCAACAACGACAUAACGAAAACCUGGUUGCAGGCUCUGCAGAGCUGGCCGCCGAGUGUGAUGAGGAGGAGGUCGCGACAAUUGUUGAUAAGCACAAAGCUGUGACCAGAACUGAGCACAACAACCAAAAGCAACAACAUCCCGGGCACGUUUACAAAUCACUGCUGCGCGGCUGUUUGAAGCGUCCGCAACGCAAUAGCCAAAAUUUACCAGCCAAUUGCAUUGACUGCGAGGAGACGCGCAAAUAUAUUAAGAACUCUAUCGAGUUAUAUCGACAUUUUUCGAAUCCGGCAUUGAAUCGGCGCUGGAUUUGUCACGCCUGUGACACGGACAACAAUUCAGUGACAUGGCAUUGUGUUAUCUGCGAUACCGUUAGUUAUCUGGCACCCAUCUAUAAGGAGACAUUAUGCACGCGAAGGCAUGAGUCAACGGCAGCAACUGGAGCAGCAACAACAGCAGCAGCAUCCGCCGCAGUCACAGCUGGCACACAGCUGGAACUAAGUAGCAGCAGCAACAGCAACAGUGGCGUCGGCGCCAACAGCAGCAGCGGCGGCACAGCCGGCGCUGAGCAACAGACAGCAGAGGAGUCACUUCCACAUCAUUCGCAGCUGGAUGCACAGUCGGAGGAGCAACAUUCCAAUCGGCGUCAUUUGAAAUCUCGCCGUUUCGCCUACUUUCGACGCACCCAAAGUCUGAGUAAUUCCAUAGAUAAGAGCCCAGCCCUGACCCAGGCGGCAAUCGCCUCUUCAUCCUCAUCCUUUGCGGCCGCCUCGGCACGCAGCUGUCACAUUUGCUACGUCAGCAAUUUGGGUAAAGACAUUUUCAAUUUGCCCUACGCAGCAUCAAUCAGCUAUCAGCAACAACAGCAACAGCACCAACCACUGCAACAGCAACAGCAGCAGCAGCAACAGUUGCUGUCACACAAGAGCACUGUUGCGGAUGCCAUACAGCGCUUGCCGCCGCCGCCCGUUGCUUGCAGCAAUUCGCGGUUUGCCAUCGCCAAUGAUACAUUCUGUCGUCGCAAGCAGAACAACAACAAUAAGAAUCUAAACAAUAAAGUUCGCGACGGCUGCGCCAAGAAGAAGUAUAAUUUUACCAUAACAACGCUCUCAAGAUCAGCCAAGGGAUCCACGGCAAUAACAACAACAGCAGCUGUUGCAACUGCAACGGGAGGAGUAGCAGCAGCAGCUACAGCUGUUGCAACUGCCGCUGCUGGCGCCGUCAAGCCAAUGCGACAGUCGCAGCUUAAACAGCGUGAGUUGAACAACAGCAGCAACAACAGGGCACAGCAGAUCAGUAACAGCAACAGCAACAGCAACAGCAACAACAUUGCUAACAGCAGCAACAGCAGCAGCUCUCAGUUUACUAUACCGCGCAAUGGCGUUUUUAUAGCUGUUAACGAAUGGUCGGAGCCAGCAGCACGGAGCAGCAAUAGCAACAGCAGCAGUGGCAGCAACAGCAAUCGCCACAAUAUGCAGCACUGUGAUAUAACAAGCAACAAUAACAAUGCCAACAACAGUAGCAGCAGCAAUAGCAAUAGCAACAAUAACAGCAGCAGCAGCAAUAGCAGCAGUAGCAAUAACAAUUGCAUUGUUAGCAAUAAACUGAAUCAGCAGCUAUAUGAGAACGAAUGUGUUGCCAUUGCACAGCAGCAACAACAACAACAGAUGCAGCAGCAACAACUACAGCAGCAACAGCAGCAGCUUAGAUCGGAGCCCAUGGCACCAAUUUAUGCGCAGGUUAAUAAACAGCACAAGCUGCACAAAAAGAAGCUUAGCAGCAAUGAGACACAGCCGGCAGCAACAACAGCAUUGCUGCUGGGCAACAACAAUAGCAGCAGUAGUCAUAGCAACAACAGCAGCUUCGAUGUCAGCGAUACAACAACAACAAUAGCAGCAGCAUCAGCAGUCGGAAUGGCAACAACUAAUGAGCACAGCAGCAGCAGCAAUGACGCCAAUUAUAUGGAAGCUGAUGCCAGCACAACAGCAACAGCAGCAGCAGAAGCAGCUGGAGCAGCUACAAAUGUUGCAACAACAACAGAUUAUUAUCACGCAUCUGAGCAUUCAAUAUACGCCAAGGUGUGGAAAGGACCGCGCAAAACGACUGAAUCCAAAAUCACACAUGAGGCAGCAAGUGGCUUGGCGUCGACACCGGCCAGCAGCAGCAGCAGCAGCAAUCGCCUCAUUGUUCAACCGGCGCGCAACGACAAUAAACCGCAAUCGAUGCUUCUGCAAGGCAGCCGCAAGAUGUGGACAUGCGGCAAAUGUUCCUAUGCCUACAAUCGUCUCUGGUCCGAAUCCUGUGAGAUGUGCGAGACAUUAGCCAAGCAGCAGCAGCAGCAGCAACAGCAGCAGCAGCACCAACAGCAGCAGCUGCAGCUGCAUCAGGCGGAGCUACCAGCAGCCAGUAUUGCUGUGGAGCCACGCAACGAUGAGCCCUGGACAUGCAAGAAGUGCACCCUGGUCAACUACUCAACGGCGAUGGCCUGCAUCGUCUGCGGCGGCUCCAAGCUGAAGAGCAUCUCCUCGAUCGAGGACAUGACACUCCGCAAAGGUGAAUUCUGGACCUGCAGCCAUUGCACGCUGAAGAAUUCGCUCUCCGUCGGCUUGUGCAGCGCAUGCAAAUCGAUGCGUUUGCUGCCAGUCGAUUCGAUACGCGAACGACCCGAUGGCCAGUCCUAUGAGGAGCAGGAUCCAGCGGCUGGCAGUCAGACUGCGGGUGAACUGAAUACGCCGACGGCGACGCCAACGCAGCUGCAAUUGCCGCCAGUGGCGCAUCGUAAUUCUCGCAGCCCCUCGCCCAGAUCGGCAGCGGGAGCAGCCGCUGCAGUGGGCGGGCCAACGGCAGGAGUGGCGGCAGCAUCCGCAGCCGCCGCAGCAGCAGCAGCGGCUGCCAUCCAGCUGCAACAGCAACAGCAGCGCAGCUCCUCGGGCGCCAUACCGAAGCGUCACAGCACCGGCGGCUCAAUAGUGCCACGGAACAUAUCGAUGGCCAUGCCUGCUCCCACAGCCAGCUCAUCCUACAAUCUGCAGCAGCAGCAGCAGCAGCAACAGCUGAUCCUGCCGGGCAGUUCGAUCAAGAAAUGGCAGUGUCCCGCCUGCACCUAUGAGAACUGCGCCGCAUCCGUCGUCUGUGACAUUUGUUCGAGCCCGCGCGGCCUGAUGCAGGCGGUGCUCAGCGAAGCGCUGGCCCGCAAAUCGAUGCGCAUCACGGCGCUGGGCACCGAAAUACGCCAGGAGAGCAAACUAAUGGAGAAUCUGCGCCAGCUGGAGGAGACAGAGGCACUAACCAAAUGGCAGAAUAUCAUACAAUAUUGCCGGGACAACAAUGAGCUGUUCGUCGACGAUUCGUUUCCGCCGGCCCCGAAGAGCUUGUACUACAAUCCGGCGAGCAGUGUGACCGAUGGCGGCAACCCGGUGGUGCAAUGGCGUCGCCCACACGAAAUCAAUUGCGAUGGCGGCGCAUAUCCACCGUGGGCCGUGUUCCGUACACCGUUGCCCUCGGACAUCUGUCAGGGUGUCCUGGGCAAUUGCUGGCUCCUGAGCGCCCUGGCUGUGCUGGCGGAGCGCGAGGAUCUGGUAAAGGAGGUGCUGGUUACCAAAGAGAUCUGUGCCCAGGGCGCCUACCAGGUGCGCCUCUGCAAGGAUGGCAAAUGGACCACAGUGCUGGUGGAUGAUCUGUUGCCGUGCGACAAGCGCGGUCACCUCGUCUACUCGCAGGCCAAGCGCAAGCAGCUCUGGGUGCCGCUCAUUGAGAAGGCAGUGGCCAAGAUUCAUGGCUGCUACGAGGCACUCGUCUCCGGACGGGCCAUCGAGGGCCUGGCCACGCUGACGGGCGCACCCUGCGAGAGUAUACCGCUCCAGGCCAGCUCACUGCCGAUGCCCAGCGAGGAUGAGCUGGACAAGGAUUUGAUAUGGGCUCAGCUGCUGAGCUCGCGCUGUGUACGCUUCCUGAUGGGCGCCAGUUGUGGCGGCGGCAACAUGAAAGUGGAUGAGGAGGAAUAUCAGCACAAGGGUUUGCGUCCACGGCACGCCUACUCGGUGCUGGAUGUUAAGGAUAUACAGGGACAUCGAUUGCUGAAAUUACGCAAUCCCUGGGGCCAUUAUUCGUGGCGCGGCGAUUGGUCCGACGACUCGGGCUUGUGGACGGAUGAUUUGCGCGAUGCCCUAAUGCCGCAUGGCGCCUCUGAAGGCGUCUUCUGGAUCUCGUUCGAGGAUGUGCUUAACUAUUUCGAUUGCAUUGACAUAUGCAAAGUGCGCUCCGGCUGGAACGAGGUGCGUCUGCAGGGCACUCUGCAGCCCCUCUGUUCCAUUUCAUGUGUCCUGCUCACCGUGCUGGAGCCCACCGAAGCGGAGUUCACGCUCUUCCAGGAGGGUCAACGCAACUCGGAGAAAUCACAGCGCUCCCAAUUGGAUCUCUGCGUUGUCAUCUUUCGCACACGUUCACCGGCAGCGCCAGAGAUUGGACGACUGGUCGAGCAUAGCAAGCGACAGGUGCGCGGCUUUGUCGGCUGUCACAAAAUGCUGGAGCGGGAUAUCUAUUUACUAGUGUGUCUGGCCUUCAAUCACUGGCACACGGGCAUCGAGGAUCCCCAUCAGUAUCCACAAUGCAUAUUGGCCAUACACAGCUCCAAGCGUUUGCUGGUGGAGCAAAUAACGCCUUCGCCCCAUUUGCUGGCGGAUGCGAUCAUUAGCUUAACCCUGACCAAGGGCCAAAGGCAUGAGGGACGCGAAGGCAUGACGGCCUACUAUUUGACCAAGGGCUGGGCUGGAUUGGUGGUCAUGGUCGAGAAUCGGCAUGAGAAUAAGUGGAUACACGUCAAGUGCGACUGCCAGGAGAGCUAUAAUGUGGUCUCAACGCGCGGUGAACUCAAAACUGUGGAUUCUGUGCCGCCGCUGCAAAGGCAGGUGAUCAUUGUGCUCACCCAACUGGAGGGCAGCGGCGGCUUCAGCAUUGCCCAUCGGUUAACGCAUCGUUUGGCCAAUUCGCGUGGCCUUCACGAUUGGGGUCCGCCGGGCGCCACCCACUGUCCGCCCAUUGAAAAUGUGCACGGGCUGCAUGCGCCGCGCUUGAUAACAUAAUCGAUCACUACAAUGGAGGAGGAGUGGCAUUAGUUCAAAACAAAAGCAUAAAACAAAAACACAAUAUAUAUAUAUUUAUA